GCGAUGAGCGCAGCGCCGGCGACCCUCUCAGUUCGACCUCACGCGGCCGACUGCUGAGCGGUCCACCCGCCUCUCUCGCUUUACAGCGGCGUUACUCACUGUUGCCGUCGUCACGCAUAGCUCCCCAGCACCCACGUCGUGGUUCAGUUGCCACGACCACAGCAGCGAUUGGCAACACGAAGCUUCCGUACUCUGGCCUCCUAGAGUCUCGGAGGGCCUCCACCCCGUGUGUCUUGCCUGAGAUGCGAAGGGAACACAUUAGCCGCGGCCGCAUUGGGCAUCCUGCAGAAGGGGUGACGAGGGACGAUGCGGCUGUCGUCUCUCUGAGACACGUCAUGGCGACCUCAAGUAAUCCCGCCUCGUCCUACGUCACGUCAUGUGCUGGACCAGCAGACCAAGAUGACGAGGAUUCACAGCUCGACGAGGGAGAUGAGACUGAGGAAGAUGAAGCCAUUGCUGUGGAGCGCGAGAUGUUAGAGGUGCUGAGCCAGCGAGAGCUCGACGUGCAGUACGCCAGGGUUGUCGUGCCGUGGCUGCAAUUUGGGGCUUCUAUUGCCGUGCCUUCCGUCACGACCUUCUGCUAUGCUCUUCCUAACAGCGGAAGCGUGAGUGCAUUUUUGGACGAGCUACAGCGAUGGCUGUCAGUCCACUCGCAGGACUCGCCGUUGUCUUGCUACCAGCGCACGUCGCUGUCGGAGCUUCGGUCUCAGGUGACCAAGGGAAUUCGACGACGUAUUCACUCACGUCUCGAUCAUCGUCCAUCUCAGAAACGGAGUACUCUGCAUGACAACACUGCUUUGAAUAACCGUCCGUCUCAGGAAUCGCGGAGGGCGCAAUCCAAAACAGCGGCUAAAUCCGGCAGUGCCAGUAAACGUCGGCAAUCUGAGACUACUGAGAAAAUAUGCAAUCAUCGAGUAACUAUGCGUUUCGCCUUGGACGUAUGCGAGCAGGAGGCCAGGCUUCACCGUGACCGACCUAUUCAGGAGUACACGUAUCUCUUUGUCCCCAACUACACUCCAAGCAAGCAAGAGUUCCGGUGCACAACCGAAGUCUGUCCCCGUCAGGAGCUGACGCACGAGUGUCUGCUCUUCGCCCGUAGUCCUGCCAAUUCCAUCACCGACGCUGAUGCCCCGACCUCCGCACUAGACGGUCACCGCACCAGCCAACUUUUCCACCCGAUGUUUAUGCCAGUGAAGCAUCACACGGAACAUAAUAUGACUGCACCAACUACUUGCACUUCCAUAAUCCCAAGCACCGCUACUUCAACCAUCCAAGCACCAAACUUCGUGAGAUCCUCUUCUCCAGUUCGGACUCGCGCUUGUCACCCAUGCUACUCUGCUUCGCCUGCCGUUCCUCCUCGCCUGCACCUGCUAACUCAGCAGCAAAGUUUGCAUCAGUCGCUGCCAAGCGUAUCGACUUCCUCAUCCCACGAUACCUCGGUCACUGCCGGCGGUAAUUCGAAUUUACGUGCGCGUAGGGAUUCUGCCGUCGCUGUCACUACGAUUGCACCUACUUCGAGCGCCACUGGUAUUUCAACAAGCGACGUUAUCGUUCGUAGCAACCUUGCGAUCACGUCACCUAGCGGUGUUGUGACCCGUGCUUUGUCACCCGGCAGCAGUAAUCCAGUGUCCAGUGCUGCUGGGAACGAAGCAGGGAAAAGUAGUGCUCAAUCCGAUGUUUCUGGACCGAACUCUUCUCGUGCUUCCGGCGGCAAUGCUGAAGCCAAAUAUCGACACGAGAGCAGCAGCACUACGGCCUCUACUGUUACCGAAGUGACACCUGAAGUAAUUUCAGGCUCGCUUAUACUGCCUCGUCACACGCUGCUUGCUGCUUUUGUCGAGAAAAAUAACGUGUGCGUGCUGCUGUACAACUGGUCCCGUGACAGCGCCGUGCGUCUCCACGACCACAUGACGCUUGCCCUGCAGUGGACCACCGCCAGGCAUGCGUUGCUCUCAUCCAUCGCAUUGCAGAAACUUGGAUUCUUCGUCGACCAGCCAUUCUGCCGCAGCUCAGAAACUGAUGAUAACAUUCCCAUGUCUGGCUCCAGACUUGCAAAAAUUCCCACUCAAAGUGAAAGUGCUUCUGAAUCAACAGCGGUUCUGCAUAGAAGCAGGAAUAAAAUGUACGGGGUUGAUGUUACAAAGAAAGAAGCCUCUACGAGCGGUCUCACUUUGUCUUGUAACUCGGCUAUCACAAGCCCGAGCAAGGUCCCAGAAAACCCAUUCUUGAACAACGUGCAGCUCCUGGAGCGUCUCAUCAAGCAGCCGGCGCCCGGCAAGGACCUUACGGCAUCCGUGAUGCAGCAGCAGAAGAUGACGAGGGUCGGCGGGCCUUCCAUGCAGCCGCCCCUCAAGUUUGCCUCUCAGCAACAGCAGCUCAAGUUCUUGCACCGGCAGCGGUUCGGAUCUCAGCAACAGCAGCAACAACAGUUGCUCAAAAAGAAGAUGAAGCGUGAGGUGCCCGCGUCCACAUCGUACAUGGCCAGCAGCUACGGAGCAUCGUUCAUGUACAAAGGGCGCCCCAGCGUCCCUCUCUACGGCCCUGAGAGGACGACGUCUCCCAGCGACCCGCUCAAGACACACGGCGCUCAGCUUAUUGCCCAGGCUGCGGCUAACAGUGACAGGGACGAGGUGCGCAUGCGCCUGGGCGAGGUGAUGGUGUGCGCGAGCAGCACGGCGGCCAACAGCUUACCUGUCCUCGACGACAAGACCUUGUCGCUGGUGCUACGACACGCCACCUUGUACCACUUCAUUUAUUCCCCUCUACUCUUCCUGCCAAGAUGGCGCGACCUGGUGGCGGCUACACGCGACCACGCACUCACACCUGCUGAUAAACCGCUGCCCAAAACUCCGGUACUGGACCGGCAUCGGCAAGAGUCUAGUCCAUCUCUCCGGCAGUCGCUGCUGGAGUUGCGACGCGGCUCUGUCACUUCCCUCACGCCCAACCCUCUCGUGUCAUCCCGAGCUCCCCUCCCUCAGUGUACCUCCUCUUCUACUGCUGCUUACACCACCACUUCUGCUGCUGACCCUCUUAACAUAUCAGGUCGUCGUCGGCAUCCUACCGGGAGCAGCGGUGACGACAGAUGGCACCAGGUGCUGUGCACGAGUUUGCUCAAGGAGUACAUCCAAUACCUGCAGAGUCACGGCUUCAAGACACUUCCAAAACACAGCUCUCUUCAGUCUCAUCAUGACAAAACGUAUUCCGGGUCUCGAGGGUCGGACGACCUGCCGUCGAGCACUUUCUUGAUGCUGUCGCUGCGGGACAGCAGCUGCGCCAUCAUCCUCAAGCUCUUCUUCCAGGAGCCCUUCUUCUGCGCUUCCUUGUAUACGCUCGACAAAUCCAAGCUUAGACGUAGACCUGGCGUCAUGCCACAGCAGUUUGCGAUGAACCAGUUCCUGAGCAAAGUGGAGAACGUGCGCGUCUUGCUUCAUCUUCAUUCGUUUGCUCACGACUUUCACCUCCGCACUCUUGGCGGUUACCUCGCUCAGCGCCAGCUCAUCUUCAACAGAGGCUAUCAUCUCUCUGCCUUCCUAGCGAACUUCACGCAUUACUACAAGAAAGCCGCUAACUUCGCUCGCAAUAUGAUCUAUUCUGGAGGCGUGAGCAUCCCCAACACGGGCGUGUCCCCUGAGCAGCUCUACAACUACUUGCUGUCCAAGGAGAAGCAGUACCACAUGGCCGUCAUGAGGAUGGUCCCUACCAACACUGAUGACUCGCAGGACAUGCACGAGACGGAGUACGUGCUGGUGCACGUACACACGUGCUACACGCGUCAGCUGCCGAACUACCCUAAGCUCGCUGAGGAAUACGAGGCCAUUCUGCUCGUGGCUCGCGACACGAGCAAAAUGCGAGGCGCGUCGCACGAGGAGGAGUUCACGUCGAGCUGCGGCACCACCACAGCCACGCAGGACAGGGUCAUGGCACCACUCCAGCAGGAGCUUGAUGCUCAAGAAGCCAAUGCUGUCAACGACGACCAAACUCUCUUUCUCAAAUUUUAUCUCAUUCUUACUAGCAAACGCGAGCUGUACCCUAGUCACGAGCAGCACAACACGAGCAGCACGCGUCGGUCGAGUGCUACUCUCCGCCGCACCAGCGACCGCAUGGACGAACACCAGACCGCUGCCUCUGUGGCUGCUGCCUCUCCCAACGCUGCUGUCACCCCUGCGUGGGAAGGUGUGUGUUUGUGUGUGUGUCUGUUUGUGUGUGUGUGUAUUUGUGCUCCUGUUCAGCCCACAUUGGACGCUGUCUCGUCUGACGGCAGAGCUGUCAGCCCCAGCGCUGGUCGCCACUCUGCCAUCAGAGGUUCAGGCGGUUUACCACAGACCGAGGUUGUGCAGCCCGCGCGUAUCCUGAGGGAGGAGACCGUGAACUACCUGGGCUACUACUCCCCGUACGAGGUGACCAUGGAGCAGAUGUUGCUCACGCAGGCCAGGGAAGCCGUCACCAGAAUUAAGUCCGUCUUCACGCUCGCCAAAAUACACUGCAGACGCGACAUCCUCUGGAAGCGACUCACGAGCCCCCACACAGAGGACGACCGGCAGAAGGGAAGCGGCGUGAACCGUAGCGGAGGUAGUGGAGUGACAUUCAGCGAGGUGGAAGAGCUGCUGCGUCUGGUGGAGGUGCAGCCUGUCGAGGAAGUUGACCCGAGAUUGAGUGCCUUUGUAAGGCAGCCUUUGCGCUGGCAUCAAGAGCUCGUCAAGAUGCUGCACCACAAGUAUCAGCACAACGUCAGAAACGUGACAUCCUCUGACGGCAACGAGGAACACGUCGCGGUGAUGAGCCCAAACUGUCCCGACGCUAUCAUCGUCAUCUCCACCAACCUGCGGAUGCCGUGUAACACGAGGUUUCGCUGCGUUCGUAAGGAGCUGAAGAGCGAAGUGCCUCCUCCCAGCGAUGCCAGGAUUGAUACUUUCUUCUCAGCUUUCAUCAACAUCUGCUGCUUCUAUCUCUGGUCUUUUAAACUGUAACGUUAGAGCGCCUUAUGUCUUCGCGCUCCAUCCAUUUGAACAGCAACAGCUGCUACUUCUAUCUCUGGUCUUUUAAACUGUAACGUUAGAGCGCCUUAUGUCUUCGCACUCACCAUUUAAACAGCAACAUCUGCUGCUUCUAUCUCUGGUCUUCUAAACUGUAACGUUAGAGCGCUUUAUGUCUUGGCGUUCUCUAUGUGGACAGCAACAUCUUCUGCAUUUAUCACUGGUCCUUUAAGUUAUAAGCCUCGAUCGCUUCAUACUGUCCCGCUCGCAAUUGGGACCUCGUUGACCGUAACCAACAUUAAUUGCUAGCCAACAUGACUUGUGUCUUGCAUCAAUAUUGGUGUUACUUUUGUUACAAACGAGGACACAAAUAAGAUAUUGUUUUCAUUGGCUGGGCUGCAAAGUUGACUGUACAGCGCGCAUUGAUUCCAGCGGACAUUGAUUCCAGCGCGCAUUGAUUCCAGUACAGAAUUUACUGAACAGACUGGAUUGUACUGGACUUCAGUACAGAAUGUAUUGGAAGACGUCAUCUUUAUUCAGUGUUUCGCCGCAAUCUAUGCUCCGCAUUGUUUGCAAAAAAUCGUUGUCUUAUAAUGUGCCACUUGAGCGGUGCUCAAGUUCCGUAUCAAGACUUUUUUUAUUUCAAGUACAAACAUUUAGUGCCAUGCUCUAGUGCCAGAUGCAAGACAUUGAGUUUUAAGAACACUUAUUGAUUUAAACGCGUUUCAACAAUGUUGUACUACACCCGAGACUUGAUCUCACACUUCAACCGUCAAUCUAGCUCCGUAUUGGAGUUGUCCAACAAUCUUGUAUUGGACCAACAAUCUUGUCAAAUAUGGGAUAGGAGUAUGAAACGUUUCUGAAAGAGCGUUAUAUGAUUCAUAUUAAAAAUUUUCCUUUUACGUCAACAAGCUAACGUCGGUGCUGUAUAUGGUUACUGAUAAGACGAAUUUCCUAUAUGGAUGAUUGCGUUGAACUUACUGUACAUUCUGACAUU
Messenger RNA from Hyalella azteca, 5970 nucleotides. RefSeq lists its product as uncharacterized. Gene Ontology annotation, cellular component: peroxisome. The transcript has 24 exons. The record is from RefSeq and is a predicted model, not a curated record. The annotation marks the transcript as partial. Lineage: Eukaryota; Metazoa; Arthropoda; Malacostraca; Amphipoda; Hyalellidae.